Alternaria conjuncta is the source of this 363-nucleotide messenger RNA. RefSeq lists its product as uncharacterized. Lineage: Eukaryota; Fungi; Ascomycota; Dothideomycetes; Pleosporales; Pleosporaceae. The transcript is spliced from 2 exons. The coding region runs from base 1 to 363 and encodes 120 amino acids. The record is from RefSeq and is a predicted model, not a curated record.
AUGCACAAGACUCAUGCAGAAGAAUUGAGGGACGUUAAGAAGCGCGACACCUACGUGGAUCUGUUCAAGGAUGACGGGCCAGCUCCCGCGCCGGAAGAGGGUGGUGGCGCCUACAAACGCUCUGAAAGGGCCAAUUCGGGGAAGCGUGACACCUAUAUCGAUCUGUUCAAAGACGAUGGGCCAGCUCCCGCGCCAGACGCUGGGUCGGAGAAGCGGGACACCUACAUCGAUCUGUUCAAAGACGAUGGGCCAGCUCCUGCGCCAGACGCUGGAUCGGAGAAACGUGACACCUACAUCGAUCUGUUCAAGGAUGACGGACCAGCUCCCGCGCCGGACGCUGGAUCGGAGAAGCGUGAGACCUAA